Messenger RNA from Arvicanthis niloticus (Nile rat), 963 nucleotides. NCBI's taxonomy places the organism in Eukaryota, Metazoa, Chordata, Mammalia, Rodentia, Muridae. The record is from RefSeq and is a predicted model, not a curated record.
AUGGGGGUGACAGGCACCAGUGCAUUUCCCUGCUGUGGCAAGGACUCAGUGGACAUUGUGGAAAGAGCGAAUGACCACCACCACCACCCGCACCAUACUCAUGAAGAAAAAGAGGAUGAAGAAACCGAGCUGGAAACAGAGUUAGCAAAGACGGAGCCCCCACCCCAAGAGAACCCAGACCCAGGCCCAGUACCACAGCUGGAGGAGAUGGCACCAGAGACUGAAGGGGACAUCUGCUCUGAAAGCCCGGAACAGCAGAACUACAGGAUCGAAUCCCUCAAGCCCUAUGAAGGAGAGCUGACAACCACAAACAACUUCAGGCCCUGGGGUUACAAUGUGAACUCAACCAACCAGGACGAGGAGCAGGGGUCCGGCCAGUUUCGUUCCAUCCCUGUGCAGACCUCCGAGCACCUUUUCUGGUCAAACAAGCUCAUCCAGGCGUCAGAGCACAGCCUACAGAAGUCCUUAGAAAAACAUCACAAGAGCCCCCGGGAAAGGAAGUCUAUCUCCAUAUCCCAGGCUUACACAGAAUGUACCCAACUGCCGUCCAGCCCCCGAGUGUCCAGCCCCACCACGCCCACAACCAUUGGCCUGGCAGACCUGAUCAACUUCGCUUCAUCCCUGGCUGUAGCCUCCUCCAGCAACAUGGCCUUGCCUAACUUAGAGAGCAUGAUUAAGGGAACAGCUGAGAAGUCCCAGAAUACCUCUUUAGACUUUUGCCAGCCUGUCCAGUCCAUCAAGUUUGCCCAGGCUACCCAGAUCACCCAGAUAUCCUCAGAGAAGCAAGAUGAGUCCCCCGAAGACAUGGCUCACAAAUCUUGGACUCAGGAAACCAGGAAUGUAGCUUGCUCUUACCUGGAUAUUAACCAGACAGGGCUCAAGAAAGCCACCAUCCAAGGAGAAGUGAAGUUUGUCCAGGCACCAGCCACAUCCCCUCAACUUCAGGAAGACAAAGAUGAGUGA